Molecule: messenger RNA, 924 nt
Organism: Dioscorea cayenensis subsp. rotundata (Guinea yam)
Lineage: Eukaryota; Viridiplantae; Streptophyta; Magnoliopsida; Dioscoreales; Dioscoreaceae
Product: 1-aminocyclopropane-1-carboxylate oxidase 3-like
Source: RefSeq, a predicted model, not a curated record
AUGGAGAGUUUCCCAGUGAUCAACAUGAAGGAUCUGGAAGGAGAGGAGACGGAUGCAACCAUGAAGGUCAUCUCCAGCACAUGCGAGAAUUGGGAUUUCUUUGAGCUCUUGAAUCAUGGUAUUGAGCAUGAGCUCUUGGAUGAGGUGGGCAGAAUGACCAAGGAACGCUACAAGAAAUGUACGGAAAAAAGGUUUUUAGAGUUCGCUGGAAAGACUCUCGACUAUGCCGGUGCGGUGAUCCCCGACAUCGAAAACAUCGAUUGGGAGAGCACCUUCUUUGUUCGCCACCUCCCUGAGUCUAACUUGUCGGAGAUAACUGAUCUCUCCGAUGAUUACAGCAACAAAUUGAAAAAGUUUGCAGUAAAGCUACAAAAAUUAGUAGAGAAACUUCUUGAACUUUUAUGUGAGAACUUGAAUUGGAAAAUGGAUAUCGUAAGGAUGCAUUUUAUCGGGACUAAAGGAACAACAUUUGGAACCAAAGUGAGCAACUAUCCACCAUGUCCAAGUACAUACCAUAUCAAGGGCCUCAGAGCCCACACUGACGAAGGUGGCAUCAUCUUGGUCCAAGACGACGAAGUUAGUGGCCUCCAAUUACUGAAAGAUGGUCGUUGGCUCAAUGUGCCACCUGUUCACCAUUCCAUAGUCAUAAAAAUUGGUGACCAACAUGAGGAAAGGUUCGAAGGUUCUCUCAGCAGUAGUGGUUCCUCCCCGCAGGCGAGCCGUGACUUUUGGAAACGAUCUUGCUGUGAUCCGUCGUUGUUUUCUCAGUGGCAAACUUCUCUCGUUCAUCAUUCCAGAUAUCUCAUGGUCAGCAAACUUUGGAAGGGAUUUGUACAAUGCCCUGAUCCUUGUGUUGAUGUUAAUCAAUCUUGGGAUAUUCCUAGCUCAUCAUUUCUUAAGAUGUCACUCCAGCUUGCUGCAUAA